CCAUGACAGAUACGACCGUUAACGCCAAUUCAUUUCACAAGCUUCGAGCUGGAUGGUAGGCCACUGAGCUAUACAGUGGAUACCACAAACACUAAACAAUACAGUUAAUAAUAACAGAGACACUCGCAGAACCAUGCCUCCAAAAGGGAAACCCAAUGGAUUUUAUAUGUUUAUGCUCUCAGAGCAGAAUAAAAUAAAACAAAAAACCAAAAUAGCCCCCAGUAUGAAAGACAUGCCGAAGUUAUGCAUUGAUGCAUGGACGGUUUUGCCAACGGAAGAGAAGCGUAAAUAUGAAGCUCUUGCAAAAGGACAAAAAUCAAUAGUAAAGCUGGAUAAUCAGCGCCAAAUAAUUUCUGAUAGGCAAGAUCCGGCAAAAAUUGAGGCUACCAGAAGAGCAGAGGAAUCCAACCAAAUGCUGAUGAGCUGGCAAAACCGAGAUGUGCGGCUGGUACCUUUCCACUUGAUAAAUUUUCAAGUAAUGUACGAUGAAAGAACACCUGAGGAUGAGCAUUUGCCAGUUGAAAUAGGUCUAGUAUCUUUUACAUUAAAAAAUGGAAUACAAAAAGAACUGCACAGGUUCAUCGACCCUGGUGAUGUUCCUGAAGGCAAUAGAAGAAUAGCUACUGAAUACAGUGAACAGUUUCACAGAAUUCCUAUUGGCUACUCAAAAGGAGAAUCAAACUUUUGGAAACUCUGGAGGGAGAUGGAGGACUUCCUACAAAUUGAAAAAAGUGAUGACUUAGCUCCUCUGUUCUGCUUAGGUACACAUCGAGAAGUAAUAGAGAACUGCUUGGAGUUUGUUCACGCUAGGAGUGGUGAACUCAACAGGAUCUAUAAGCUGUACUGCAUAGAAGAUCUAAUCAUGUGCUUGAUGUCAAAGAAAACCAGCACAAAGCCAUCAGAGUCUCAGAUAUUAGAUACUCUCCAGAUGAAUAGGUGGGACUACACCAGCAGCAUUAGAUGUGCUUUUCAUGAAGAGGUUGAUAGCAGCUUCUGUGCUAUCUCCAUUGUCAAGAGAUACAGUUUUGUUAUUUUUGAUCUCUUGUCGAACCUAUUAGAGUUUAGUUUAACACAAAACCACAUGCCAGAUGAAAGGAAGGCCAACUUCACUGUUGUGUCAUCUUUUGGAAAAUCCAGAGAAUUUGACAAACCCAGAAGGAAACUUUCACCUCCUCCAACUUAUGCAGAGCUAGCAUCCCAGAAGUCUAGUCUGACCAGUGUCAAAUCAUGGGACGCAGAACCUAAAGAUUAUAAAGAAGAGAGUGAUGAAGAAGAGGAUAACGGGAGUAAAACAAGGGAAGUGUUUCUCAAGGAGUUAAGAAAACCAAAAACACCAUCAUUGAUACAAGUUGCACAACAAGACACAGCAGCAUCGGGGCUUAUGAAAUCCCUUGGUAGAGGUGCAACAGUGGCUUGUUAUGAAGACAUUAGAUGUCAGAUUCCGAGUGGAGCGGCACCCCCUGGCUUAACUAGGGCCCCCCCAGGCUUAGAUAUGGCUCCCCCACCAGGCUUACCUAAGGCACCAGUAGGCAGAGCUGCAGUACAAGCAGGUUGUGCCAUAGCACCACCACCUGGAUUUGAUUUUAAGAAGAGUUACAGAGAUUCAAAUAAUGAACCCCAAAGCCAAGCUACUAGACAGAUGCCAGAGUUGAUGGGGAGGGGACGAGGCACUCGCCCAGUUGCUCCAGUAGAAGCCUACCGUGGUCGAGGACGGGGAAUCCCACCCCAGGUCCGCCCUUCCCAGAUUGGCAACAGCAAUAUGUGGGAAUAAAGCAAUACACAAUGACUUGUAUGUGAUAUUCAUUUCUGGUGUACUGACUACAUAUACAGGAACAGGUUUGCACACAGUCAAGAGCCCUUUAAAACAAAGGUUUUAUCAAAUGUUUUCUAAUUAUUUUAUUUUAUUGAAACUUUAAUACUACUUUGUUGUUAGAUAGGUUUAUACAAUCAAAAUGUUUUUUAAAAAAAUGUAAAGCACUAUGAAACAUUAAAAAACCUAUAAAUCUGAAAAGAUAAGCACUACGUUGGCCAAACUUUCAAUGGCAGUGUUAUGUUUCUGGAGGUUUUUGUAUGGUUUGGUGGCAAGAAGCCAUAAUCUGGCAUUUUGGAGGGUUUUAUUUUUAUAAAUGUACUCAUGUAGAAGCUGAAUAUUAUGUAAUACAUCUGUGUUUUUCAUUGAAGUUGUAUUAUUAAAUGUAUGAACUAAAAAGUAAUCUUUUCAACUAUCAGUAUGAGAUUUACAAAACAAUUUGGCGGGUUUGAAAAAAAAAACCCUGAAAAUUGUGCUGCAACAGUACUGACAAUGUAGCCAACUGAACUUGUGAUUUGUGGUGGAGAAGUUCUCCCACUCUGCGACUGCCACGGUGGUCAGAUGUUCCAUUAGAUGGAUAGUACCAACCCGAGGUACUGGGUAUUUUUUUCUUCGACCUCCCAGUGUAAGGGAUACAAGACUGGUGAGUUUUCUGUAUUCACUAUUUCAGCUUUAAAUGUGGCUAAAUGUGGCCUAUGUUUAAAAUAAUGUUAUUCUUUAAAUUUUGUUUUGUUAAUGAUUGUUUAUUUUAGCUGAAAAUACAAUAAACAUGAAUGGUUUUGUUAUUUGAUUCUUUUGUUUUAAGUUUAAUACGAUUAAAGAUUUCUGUCUUUCCGAAAUUUUGUUUUUAACUCAAUAAAAUCAAAUGUUUACUUAAAGUUUGACCAUCUUAAGUAAUAAUUUCUAAAUAAUUAAAGAAAAACAGUUAUUAAAUGUU
Messenger RNA from Physella acuta, 2747 nucleotides. Its product is annotated as protein maelstrom homolog. Lineage: Eukaryota; Metazoa; Mollusca; Gastropoda; Physidae. Gene Ontology annotation, biological process: negative regulation of DNA-templated transcription; male meiotic nuclear division; regulation of miRNA-mediated gene silencing. Gene Ontology annotation, cellular component: nucleus; P granule. The record is from RefSeq and is a predicted model, not a curated record. Gene Ontology annotation, molecular function: sequence-specific DNA binding.